This is a messenger RNA of Gracilinanus agilis (Agile Gracile Mouse Opossum), 3540 nucleotides long. It is a transcript of the gene CRYBG2, whose product is annotated as crystallin beta-gamma domain containing 2. Bases 1 to 3540 code for a protein of 1179 amino acids. The record is from RefSeq and is a predicted model, not a curated record. NCBI's taxonomy places the organism in Eukaryota, Metazoa, Chordata, Mammalia, Didelphimorphia, Didelphidae. The transcript has 10 exons.
AUGGAGGAGGCAGGCACCCACCCGGUCCGGCCAGAGUCUCGCGUGGUGAGUGCCACCCUGACCUGGCGGCAUCGGCCCCCUGCCCAGGAGGAGGUCCGGCACCGCUUCCACAAAGUCUCACUGGUGUCACCCAGGGGAGGUGGUGCUCCCCAGGAGGAAUCGUAUGCGUAUACCUACCAUCGAGAGGAAGUCAAUGGCGUCACCACGUGUGAAGAGGAGGCUGUGAACUCUCAGGGGCCCAAAAUCAGGGUCAAGGACCCCCCUGAGGACCUAAAUCCAGGUGAUACAAAGAAAUUCCUAAGUCAUGAGCCCAUCUUCUCCAAGAUGUACACACCACUCCCGAAGGACAGGAGGCACCAGGGGAGGCCGAAGGAGCCUGGCGCCCAGAUCCACGGCAGCACCCCUACUCUGGCAGAGACAUCAAGACUCAGCGCUGCUUCUGGUGCCCUGGCAGAGGGACCAAUAGCGGGGCCCCGGGAGGCAAGUCCUCACCCUGGCCUGGGCUCCUCUUGUGGAACCUUCCGAGGCUCCGAGGAGAGGCGGGUGACUCGGACCGUGCGCACCACCACCGUGGUGGGAGGGCGGGUAGAAAGACGUACAAGCAGCUCGGUAGUGAUUGGACCCACGGGGGGUGAAGGGGUGCCUCGGGGCAGACACCUAGCCCGAACUGUCCGAGCUGUUGUGGUAGGCUCCCGUCCUGAGGACUCCCCAUCACCCAGUCGGAGCCAGGCCCUGGAAAUCCUCGCCUCUCUGGUACCCCCUGAACCCCACCCCGCAAAAACUGAGGCUGUGAGACAGAGUCGGCUACCCCGGGCCAUUCCCAGGGUCCAAGGGGCCCCCCUAAACCAAGUGGGAGCUUCAGAGACUCAAGGACAGCUGCCAAAGUUUGGGGAGACUAGCCAAGAAGAAGGUAAUAUCCCCAGGGCUAUUGGCAUCAUUGCCGAUGCCUGUUUGUCCAGAGAGAGGGAAGUACCUAUUACUAGGCUGCCUGUGUCUAGAAGUGACCCUACUCCUCUUGAGUUUCCUCCUCAGGGUCUCCCCAACAGGACUUCAGUUCUAUCUUCUCCUGGACCCCAGCAACAGAGCACCCUCACUGACCCUGAACUGCCUACACUGUGUCGUGGCCCCAGUGCCAAGCUCCCCUCGGAGUCUAGGAUAGCCUCAACCCCAUCCCAGGUGAAAAGCGAGGUUGUCCCGAGCCCUGAAGCUCCCCAGGGUUCCUCCUUCAAGAGGACUGAGGUUGGCAUGGGCUCUGAAACUCCUCUUGUACCACCCCCCAAAAGGGACAAAGUUGUUCCAGAAUCUAGAUCUCUUACUCCAUCACCCAAAAGAGACGAGGUUGACGUGAGCUCUGGAGAACCUCUUGUUCCAUCUUCCACAGAGAAUGAGGUUGUUCCAGACUCUGAAACUCCUCUCAUCCCAUCCCCAACAAAGACCGAAACUGUUACAGGAUCUGGAAUCCCUCUUAUCCCAUCUCCAAAGAAGACCGAGAUUGUUCCAUGCCCUGGAACUCCUCUUGUCCCAUCCCCUGGAACUCCUCUUGCCCCAUCCCCAACAAAGACCGAAACUAUUACAGGAUCUGGAAUCCCUCUUAUCCCAUCUCCAAAGAAGACCGAGGUUGUUCCAUGCCCUGGAACUCCUCUUGUACCACCCCCUGGAACUCCUCUUGUCCCAUCCCCUGGAACUCCUCUUGUCCCAUCCCCUGGAACUCCUCUUGUCCCAUCCCCAUCAAAAACUGAGGUAGCCCCUGUCCCUGGAACCUCUCUUGUUCCAUCCCUGAUGAAAAAUGAGGUUGUGCCAGGCUCUGGAAGUCCUCUCGUCCCAUCUGCAACAAAGACUGAAGUUGUGGGGGGACCCAAAGACCCUGCUGCCCCAUCUCCCUUGGAGGCUGAGGCUUCCAUCCAGAUUGGGCCCUCACAGGAACCCACCAAGGAUGAAGUCAAGCAGGAGUCUAUUGGAGAGGAAGAAGAAGGAGUAGCUCUGGCCGCUGACCUGGAGCUCUUCCUGGACACUCUGCGGAGCAUGGAGGCUCCUGAGAUUCUUCGCACCCACAGGCUGCCCCGGGCACCCCGCUCUUCUUAUCUGGCCAUGUACGCCACACUGCCUGCCAUCGAUGAGGACCAGGCCCAGACCUGGACUCCAGGACACGGCCCUGAGCUAGGGCUGGAGUCAGAACCGGAGCCAGAGCCAGAGACGGAGCCCGAGUCAGAUGAGGAGCCAGAGAACCCCUACCUCAGUGAUGACGAGAAGCUCCAGCGGCGCCAGGAGAAGGCCAGCCCUUCUCCAGGACUCUUCUGGGACAAGCGAGCCUCUCGGCCGCCCCCCGAAACCCGCUCGCCUCUAGACAUGAUGAAAUUGCAUGUGGCUGAGGCUCAGGGGCCACAGGCCACUGAGAUGGGCCCAAGGAGGGGGGCUGCCGGAGCUCCUGCUUCCCGCCUUGGGGGCAGCCUCCUGUUUGGAGGAGGGGAUGCGGCCCCUCCGGCCACUCUGGGGACUAAGUUAUCUUCCCUGAAGCCCCAAGCAUCACCCGGCCUGGAGAAGGGCCCUGGGCGCCUACCCCUGCUCUCCAGCCAGGGGAAGCCACAGGUCCAGGCUGAAGCCAAGACUUCCAUUCAACUUCCUGAAGGCAGGAGUUGGGAAGAGAAGAAACAAGGAAAGCUCAACACCAGACCGGGAAAGAUCAUCCUGUUCUCCGAGCCAGGCUGCAAGGGAGAAGCCCGGGAGGUCUGGCAGGAUGUCGCUGAUGCCACAGGCUGGCUUCCCCCUACAGCUUCCCUCCGGGUGCUCAGGGGCGGGUGGAUGCUGUAUGAGAAGCCUGGAUUCCAGGGCCAGAAGCUGGUCCUGCCUGAGGGGGACCUGGAGCUCGGGGCAUCAGGAGCAGUGUGGAGUUCGGGGGCAGUGGGCUCCCUCCAGAGGACCGUCAGGGAUUAUGUCAUCCCUGAGAUCAGCCUGUUCUCAAAGGAGGGCAAUGAGGGUGUCCAGGUGAAGUUGACGGAAGCCUUGGAGGAUACCCAGGGACAGGGACAGCCCUUACUUGCAUCAUCUGUCACUGUCACUGCUGGACUGUGGUUGUUGUACUCCAAACCCUACUAUACCGGGGUUCCCUGCAUCCUGGAGCCUGGAGUCUAUCCCACCCCGGAAGCCUGGGGUUCUUCUGACCCUCACGUCAACUCCUUGAAGCCCUUGAGACUGGGUUGUCCCACCGUGGAGAAGCCGGGGGAGCCCAAGGCCCUGGUGUAUGAGGCCACAGACUUCCAGGGCCACUGCUGGGAAGUGAGCCGAGAUAUCUACGACCUAAGGAAGCCAGAAGAUGGGCAGAGCCCCAACAUAGCCACUGUGGGUUCCCUGCGUAUCCUGGGGGGCUGCUGGGUAGGCUAUGAGAAAGAAGGUUUCCGAGGACACCAGUACCUGUUAGAAGAAGGCGAGUAUCCAGACUGGUCCCACUGGGGCGGCUAUGAUGAAUCCCUGAGCUCCCUGAGGGUCAUCCGCACGGUACCAGUGAAGAAACUUCCGAGUGUGGUGAGGCCCUGUGGGAACUAG